AUGGAGGGAGGUGCUCAAUCUGUUCAGCUACAAUUGUACACUGGAGGGAUUGCUGCCGCGGCGGCGUGCGGGGGAGCCGCGAGCGUGUGGAACGUCGACUUCUUCUCCGCUAGCGCCCAAGAGGUUGGGAGGGCGAGCUUGAAGCUCAACGCGGGCUCGGCCGGAGAGUGCAAGUGCGAGUGGAUGAAGCGGGACGUCUUGCCGACCAUCAGACAGCUGGCCGGUACUCCGACAAAGGACUACCGAGCGGACAGGCGCGGCCGAAACGCGAAAAUGUCGGGGGGGAGACACAGCCGGGACGCCGGGGGGCGGUACAACCAGAGCCUUCAGCGGGACUGUCAAAAGUGCCGCGAUCUGACCAAUGAGGAGCCAGCGAUCCGGAGGAGACAGGGGACAGGGGAUGUAGGAUCCGUGGAGCAGCAGCACCCAACCAGACCAACCGCCGAAGGUAGGAAGAGUAAGCGGCGGAGACGUGAGCGAACGAGCUGCACCGUAGCGCAGCAGCUCGCGAGGAGGGUGGGUGAGAGCAACACCACCGUCAAGAACAACAAGUACAGCAGCAGCAGCAGCAGCUAGAGGAAAGGCAGCGAAGAACAAAA
This is a messenger RNA of Ectocarpus siliculosus, 599 nucleotides long. Lineage: Eukaryota; Phaeophyceae; Ectocarpales; Ectocarpaceae. The record is from the annotation of a GenBank genome assembly.